Messenger RNA from Odontomachus brunneus, 1244 nucleotides. It is a transcript of the gene Nubp2, whose product is annotated as cytosolic Fe-S cluster assembly factor NUBP2 homolog. NCBI's taxonomy places the organism in Eukaryota, Metazoa, Arthropoda, Insecta, Hymenoptera, Formicidae. Gene Ontology annotation, molecular function: ATP-dependent FeS chaperone activity; 4 iron, 4 sulfur cluster binding; ATP binding. The coding region runs from base 343 to 1125 and encodes 260 amino acids. The transcript has 5 exons. Gene Ontology annotation, cellular component: cytosol. Gene Ontology annotation, biological process: iron-sulfur cluster assembly. The record is from RefSeq and is a predicted model, not a curated record.
AAGCAGUGAUGCAGCGUAAUUACGGAGUCCAAUGGUAGAUGACAGCGUCGAUUCUUCCGUCACCGUUUGAAACGUCACAUUUUGCGGUUAUGUUUACAAUCCGAAAUGUGAAAUGCUACAACUGUAGGAGCGUCGUUCGCUAUUCAAGCUUUUAUGUAACUACGCAUGGUCAAGUGUGAUUGAUUAUUGGCGGUUAUGUGAAAACUAUACGUGACCUCACACACACUAUUGUUCGCCGGGACAAGUUUCAAUUGUCGUAACAUUGUUUCACGAACCUCUGUCGUGUGUCGUUUGUCUAUUUGUUGGUGCGAUUUUCUAAUUGAUUCGUCAUUGAUUUGCACGAUGUUGGAGGGCGUGAAACACGUGCUGUUGGUCCUUUCGGGAAAAGGCGGUGUCGGCAAAUCGACGAUCAGCACUCAGCUGGCCCUCGCAUUAAAGGAGUCUGGCUUUCGAGUAGGAAUCUUGGAUGUUGAUCUUUGUGGACCUAGUGUACCUUACUUGCUGAAUUUGGAGGGAAGAGAUAUUCAUCAGUCUUCUGAAGGAUGGAUGCCAGUGUUUGCUGAUGCAGAGCAGAAGCUGUCUGUUAUGUCAAUUGGUUUCCUCUUGAAGAAUCAGGAUGACAGUAUAGUUUGGCGUGGUCCUAAGAAGACUGGUAUGAUCAAACAGUUCCUCACAGAUGUAGUGUGGCAGGAUAUUGAUUAUUUGAUCAUUGACACACCACCUGGGACUUCAGAUGAACAUAUUACAGUCAUGGAAAACCUAAGAAAUGUAAAGUGUGACGGUGCAAUUAUAGUGACCACUCCACAGGCAGUUGCGGUAGACGACGUCCUGCGAGAAGUGACGUUUUGCAGGAAGACUGGAAUUCACAUAAUCGGUAUUAUCGAGAACAUGAGUGGCUUCGUCUGCCCGUCGUGUACAGAAUGCACCAACAUAUUCUCUUCGGGCGGCGGAAUAGCUCUCUCAGACAUGGUAAAGGUUCCAUUUCUGGCGAAAAUGCCUAUAGACCCGCAAAUCGACAAGCAAGCAGAUAAAGGACAAAGCGUCCUGGUGACGCUACCUGACAGUCAAGUCGCGCAGGUAUUUAGAAAGUUGGUCGAGGAACUCACCAAAAGUAAAGAAGCUUGAAAACUUGCGUUAGCCGUUGAAUAUGUACGAGUUUAUCGAUGUGUAUUAUUUGCUUCUCGUGAAGCCACCGUUAGUUUUUCAAACAAAUAUAUUUACUGGUCACUGUGUAUAUUAGGAAA